Messenger RNA from Amoebophrya sp. A120, 1558 nucleotides. NCBI's taxonomy places the organism in Eukaryota, Dinophyceae, Syndiniales, Amoebophryaceae. The record is from the annotation of a GenBank genome assembly.
AUGAAUGUUGUGUCGGAUUGUAGUCUCCUGACCGGCCACUUGGAAAAUUGGCUAGAGUCGCGACGUUGCAAGCUGGGCAUUCGGUUUGAUGAAAUCGCCAGUGUGGAUGAUCUUGACGAAGUUGAAAGGAAACUUUUCACAGAACUCGAACAGGGGCACAACCGCCACAGUAGUACUAAAAGUGGAAGUUGUAUCAGGAUCACCAAGUCUUCUCCUUCUGCACGAGGACAAGUAGACCAAGAAACUUCUCCUCCAAACCUGACGUCGCCCCCAGGACAAAGAGAAGAAACCGCAGCGCCAUGGCUCGGCAUCCGCUUGUGCGUGAUGGAUGAACAUUGCAGGUUCUGGAGAGCUUGCUUACCUAGCGCGGUGCCCGAUUUUUCCAGAAUCUGUGCUGCGGUACUGGGCAAGGCAACGGAGGCGCGGGUCUAUUGGCGAUUCCCGGCAACUAAAGUGUCAAGUAGUACAGUUGACCAAGCAGCAGACGCUUCCCUUUGUGGGUUCCGUGUGUUGCUGCAUGGCUCGAGUUGGAUCACUCCAGAGCCCUGCAUUUGCUUAGUGCCAUGCAAUUUUGGCAAGGGCGUUGCAUCUGCGUCAUUUCCUUACCUUACCACAGCAGCCGACGAGCAUGCAGUCCAGGGCCCAGAAUCGGUUGCCUUCUCUUCCCUUACGCUAGGAUCCGGUGCUGCGUUAUGGCAGCUCUGCGCCUUUCUUUGCGAAGUGGAGGCGUCGGUAGCGGAGAAAGCAAAGAAAUUGGUGGAGUUGCUAUCAGGAUGAAAAACGUCCGUACCCCAUGUGGCCUUCUCAGCUGGAACAGUCUUUAACUGUAACAGCGUAAAGCUUAAACUCAUACAUCAUGCAUGUUGAAGGGCAGAGCUAAAGUCAGAGUCUGCUCGCUGCAGUCUUGCGACGCGGUGCGGCUGUCUUGCUGCAACCUUACGUCAGUUUUGUAAUGUUCGACGGACCUCAGCAUGAAGGAAGCGAGAAUUUUGAGAGACAAUUGGCCCAGCGAGGGCGAUAUUUCGUGACGCCUUUCGCCCUCCCAUGCCUUCGCCCCUCUCACUCCUUGCGAAGCAAAAAAUGGAUGCGUCCGCAGAUCGUGAUCGAUCUGCUUCCCGUAGGCAAACGCGGGACAGUUUUAGGCCGGGGCUUAAGGGCGGUAGUGAAGAUGUUCACACCUACUAGCAGACCGCCCGAAGUACUAUAGCAGUGAAAGUCCUCCUCUCUCUCGCUUGCUUUUUUCCUAUCUUUUCGCUUUCGAUGUGUGUCCCCAGCAUCUACGGAAGUGUUUCCAAGCGUUCGCCUGCGUUUGUGGUGGCGGUCGUUCUUGCGAGCAAAGAAAAUUCCAUGUGGAAGCUUUGCAAUGCAAGCACUCUGCAUUGCUUGGGGUGGAGGGCACUUUCAACCUUGAUAGUUGCAGAACCGGAUACAAGUAGAGAAAAGCUUCGCUCACCAGCGCGAUCGGGAUUCGCAAGCGGCACGAGUAAAAUUCGAAUCGGAGAAGGAUCAUAUGAUCGCCCACGCUAUUGCUCUUCUUAAUGAAGAAAAACGAAAAUAA